AAGUGUCAUCAGAGGAGGUUGCAGCUCAAAUUGCCAGAAGUCCGCCGGGAUCGGGAUUUCAGCGGUGGGGCCGAAUAAGUCUUGAUGUGACUUCUAGAACUUUCUCUUUGUGAUUGGAGCCCGAAGAGAGCAGCUAGACCGUGACAUGCAACCUAAUUUAAGAGCUUUAUCAUUCCCUUGAAUUGAACUUGCUAAAUGGUUGCAAAUUUCAAAAGAAACACAUCUGUCUGGAGUAUAUCUAUAUGAUCAGAGGGGUCGGUAACAAGUCGGAGGACCGGAACCGACACCAGGAUAAGGCGAAGAAGAGGAGGCUCCGCCUACCGCCCGAGUGGAGGGAAAUUUUGACAGCGAGCCGAGUGACAACAUUGACGUUUUGGGAUCUUUGAGGCUUUUUCUUACCGUCCAAAGAUGAGCGAGCAGGACUCCAGAAAAGGCUCCUGGAGGGGUGGGAAUGGUGGUCGGACAGGAAAUGGAAGAGGGUGGCGCGGAGGAGCCAAUUGGGGAUGGCGAGGAGCAAGAGGAGGUGGUGGAGGAUGGAGAGGAGGAGGAGCACGGAGGAGUAGACCAUGGAGAGGGGGUUCAGGUGGUGGACGAGGAGGAGGACCAAUGGGAGGGAGGCCCGGAGAUGAUGACAGAGCGUCGGCAAGUCACAGCUUCGGGACACAGAGAGUUACGACGCGAAUCGCCUUUUCAGUCCUCCAGCAGGCCACCCUGGAGAUCCCGUGCCCAUACAAAGGAUGGUCGCUGUACUUCACUGACGGUUUCAUCGAAAGCUCGCCCACCGUGGAGAAGAUAAAAGUGUUUGAGAAAUACUUUGCCUCCAAGAUUCACCUCUACGACAAGGACGAGAUUGAGCGUCAGGGCAGCGUUCUGGUGGAUUACGCCGACCUGACCGCAAACGAGAUGGUGCUCGGGGCGCUUCCCGGUCUGACCUCGGAGGUGAAGGAGCAGCCGGAGGUGAUCCUCAAUUGUUUGGGACUGGCCGUUCACCAGGUGUUGACGGCCGACUUGGAAAAGCAGGCUGCUGAGCUGCCCGGGGACGAGCUUCCUGCGGCCGCGCCGAUCAUCCACAUCCCUCACAUUAGCGCACGGCUGUACAACUACGAGCCGCUGACACCGUUGCGUACGUUGCGCGCCGGCGUGUUCGGCUGCCUGGUGUGCGUGAGGGGCACGGUGGUGCGGGUGAGCAACAUCAAGCCGCGGUGCACCAGGCUGGCCUUCCAGUGCGCGACGUGCUCCGGCACGCUCUCGCUGCCGCUGCAGCACGGGAAGUACGCGACACCCACCAAGUGUGUCCGGCCAGAUUGCCGCAGUCACGCGUUCACUCCCAGGCGAAAUUCUCCGCUGACGCACACUGUGGACUGGCAGAUCAUCAAGGUGCAGGAGUUGGUUUGCGGCGAGCAGAGGGAGGCCGGACGCAUCCCCCGCACUGUGGAGUGCCACCUGACCUCCGACCUCUGUGACAGCUGCGUCCCCGGCGACACCGUGACCGUCACGGGGAUCGUUAGAGUCACAAAUGACGGCAACUCUCGGUGGAAAAAGGACCAAUGCAUGUUCCUCCUCUACAUCGACGCCACGUCAGUCAGCAACACGAAAGGUCAGCAGUCCGAGCCCGGAGGCGCGGGCUCGUCCGGCAGCUCCUCCGAGGACCGCUGCGGCGGCGAAGAGUUUAGCCUGAAGGAGCUCUACGCCAUCCAGGAGAUCCAGUCGCAGCCUGACCUGCUCAGACUUAUUGUACACUCUCUGUGUCCCGCCAUCUACGGCCACCUGCUGGUGAAAGCGGCACUGGCGUUGGUGUUGUUCGGAGGCCGGCAGAAGCACGUGGGCAAGAACGGCGUCCCCGUCAGAGGCGACCCCCACGUCCUGAUGGUGGGAGACCCCGGACUGGGCAAGAGCCAGAUGUUACAGGCGGUGUGCAACGUGGCUCCUCGGGGGAUCUACGUUUGUGGCAACAGCACCAGCACUGCAGGACUAACAGUGAGUUUAUACAGAGAUCCAGGAAGUGGAGAUUACGCUCUGGAGGCGGGAGCCUUGGUGCUGGCAGACCAAGGUUUGUGCUGCAUCGACGAGUUUGACAAGCUGGGCAGCCAACAGCAGGCCCUGUUGGAAGCCAUGGAACAGCAGUCGGUGAGUCUGGCUAAGGCGGGAAUCGUUUCCUCACUGCCCGCCAGAACCUCGGUGGUCGCAGCCGCCAACCCCAUCGGAGGCCAUUACAACCGAGGCAAGACCGUCUCGGAGAAUUUGAAGAUGGGCUCGCCGCUCCUCUCGCGCUUCGACGUGGUCUUCCUCCUCCUGGACAUCCCGGACGAGUCCCACGACCGCCACCUGUCCGAGCACAUCAUGGCCAACAGGGCCGGCGGAGGCAAACCCAGCGGCGCCACGGUCGCCCGGAGCAGCAAGAGCGACACGGAGACGUCCAUCUUGUUGGAACAAGCGGACAUGCCGCUGUCUGAACGUUUGCAGAUCCCCGCAGGGGAGGCAUCUGACCCCAUUCCAGCGUGCUUGCUAAGAAAGUACAUCAGCUACGCUCGCCACUACGUUCAUCCCACGCUCUCAUCCGAAGCCGCGCAGACUCUUCAGAACUUCUACCUGUCGCUGAGGUCCCAGUCGCGGGCCGCCGACACCACGCCCAUCACCACCCGCCAGCUGGAGUCCCUCAUCAGACUCACAGAGGCGAGAGCCAGACUGGAGCUCAGUGAGACGGCCACCAAGAUCCACGCGGAGGAUGUGGUGGAAAUUAUGAAACACAGCCUGGUCGACACGUACUCCGACGGCCUGGGCAAUCUGGACUUCGAGCGCUCGCAGCUGGGCGCGGGCAUGAGUCAGCGCGGCGCCGCCAAGCGACUCAUCGGUGCCCUGCACGCACACGCCCAGCGGACCAAUCAGAAGCAGUUUGACCUGCAGGUCAUUCGAUCUGUAGCAGAGAAGCUCAACAUAAAGGUGAUGGACUUUGAGGGUCUCGUGAGUUCCCUAAAUGAACAAGGUUUCCUGUUGAAGAAAGGAGCGAAGCUUUACCAACUUCAGACCGUCUGACAAGCAAGCGACAAACGGAACAAACAAAAGACUCAAAGUAAAAUUAAAUUUCAACACCACAACCACCAGCAGAUGGGACAGACAAGCGGUGGGCAAGGAUCAGCGUUCUUUAAUCCGGGCCACCAUGCAUCACUAUGCAUUUAUCAUUAUCAAGAGUCUUUUUUUUUCAAUAUUUGUUGCAUGAUAUCGGUUAGUUAAUAUAUUAAUAUUUUUCAUUAGAUGACAUUGUAAAUAUGUAUAUUAGAAUAUAUGAUGUGCACAUAUGAAAGUUACAUAAUUUAAACAGAAAUAUUACAAAAGAAUGUCUUUAUAGUUAAAAUAUUCGUUUUAUGUAUUAUUACUAUAAUUCAAAGUAUUUCAUCCUCAGCUUCAAAUCCAUAAGUCUGUUUUCAAAAUCAAAUGUAGCCUUGGUUUUUUUGUCCACCCCUAGUAUAGUAAAACUACACACAGUGUCUGUAAUUAUCAUUUCAGUUGGUCUUGUUAAAAUGCUUGUUUUUACUUAUUACCGUUUACUUGUUUAUACUUUUUUUUUUUUUUGAACA
Syngnathoides biaculeatus (alligator pipefish) is the source of this 3575-nucleotide messenger RNA. RefSeq names its product minichromosome maintenance 8 homologous recombination repair factor (gene mcm8). Bases 409 to 3033 code for a protein of 874 amino acids. NCBI's taxonomy places the organism in Eukaryota, Metazoa, Chordata, Actinopteri, Syngnathiformes, Syngnathidae. The record is from RefSeq and is a predicted model, not a curated record. Gene Ontology annotation, cellular component: nucleus; MCM complex. Gene Ontology annotation, molecular function: ATP binding; single-stranded DNA helicase activity; single-stranded DNA binding. Gene Ontology annotation, biological process: double-strand break repair via homologous recombination. The transcript is spliced from 22 exons.